This is a messenger RNA of Cinara cedri, 1537 nucleotides long. The record is from the annotation of a GenBank genome assembly. Lineage: Eukaryota; Metazoa; Arthropoda; Insecta; Hemiptera; Aphididae.
AUGGCGGUCACAGAUGAAGAGGAAGACGACGAUUACAUGUCUGACGCUUUCCUCAACAUCGAGUAUGUAUAGAAAACGUAGGCUAUGCAAUCCUUAUUAAAAUAAUUCUCAUUUUUUUAAAACAUUAGCCUUUUCGCAAAUUUAAAAUAAUUCUUGGACAUUAUAUUUUUGUGAAUAACUGGAUAAAAAUGAAGCACGUUUAAUAUUGUAAAAUGUUCUUAUCUAAAUUAAAGAGAAAUAUAUACAUUUUACAACAAAUUGAACAAAGUUUUAAAAAUUGAAAUAAGUUACCACAUAUAUAUACCGUAUUCCCACUAUCAUAAAAUUCUAAUUGUUUAUUUUUCUAUUAAUUUUUAUAUUAGGACUACCAACAAUGUCCGGCCUGGCCUGUUAAUGACACACGAACAGAAACGUUUGCACGAUCAAAUGAAAAAGAAAAACGAAUGUGAACGAUUAAACAAGACUGUUGGUAUCAAAGCAUUGGAAGAACAAAGGCGUCAGGAGGGACUGGAAAAAGCUAUAGACAGCAAAAACAAAGGUUUUGCUCUGUUGCAAAAAAUGGGUUACAAGCCUGGUUCAGGAAUUGGCAAAAACAGUGAGAGCCAUUAUAUUUUGGUAUUAUUGUUCAUUGUAGUAACAGUACUCACCAGUUGUUUAAAUAUUAUUUUUCUUAUAGAUUGUGGCAGGGUUGAACCUGUCAGCAUCGUGCUAAAAUCUGACCGUAAAGGUCUGGGUAGAGUCGCUGCGCUCAAGGAAAUCAAUGAAAUGAAAAAAUCAAUUUUACGCAGUAGACUGCGACCUGUAGGACCUAGCAUUAAUGAGUACAGAGAAAGGCGAGCUCAGGAAGCCUCUGAGAAACUAGACCGUUUGGACUUAUUAAGAAGCCAAAGAGUUUGCCGUCAAAUGGAUUUAGAAAAUGUAAUUAUAUUACUAUAAAAUUGAUAUUUAAAAAUCUAUAAUUCAUAAUUAAUUUUAUUUACUGCAUUCAAAAUAUAGAAGUGAUGGAAACUUGUUUCAAAUCACUUGUUACAUUCUUUUGAGUUGUCUUUAAUAUAGUAUAUGAAUACUUUAUAUUUAAAAUUUAUUUGGUCUACUUUGAACUUACUUUCCAAUAGAAAUAAUAAUUAUUCUACUCUAAUCUAAAAUUUAUUAUCAUGUUACAAGGAAUUUUCUUUUACUUAUUUGUAUUUGUAUUUCAAUUAUUAUACUAAUACAAGCAACAAGUAAUACAUUGUACAGCUAAAAGAUAAAAUUGUAAUUUUUUAAAAUAUUUAUAGUAAAUUUUGUUUUUAAGGAUAUACAAGAACCAUCUGAACAUUAUUUUUGGCCCAAUGAUUCCACUGAUAAUCUAAGUGAACAAAAUGCUGAGGAAAUGGAAGAACAUAAAGAAGAAAACAUAAUGUCUAUAACUGAACAAUUUAAAAUACUUAACUUUUAUUUAAGACGUACAUAUAAUUAUUGUGUUUAUUGUGGAACAGUAUACAAUGAUCAAAAUGAUUUAGAAGAAUGCCCUGGUCCCAACCGACAAGAUCAUUAG